AUGGGCAAAGUCGAGAAAACAAGCUUGCAAGAGACCAUUAAUGGCCUCGUCUUCUACGGUCGGUACGUGGACGAUAUCUUCUGCCUGGCAGAUGGUACCACCGAUACCGAGGAGCUUGUCCAAAAGUUCAACAGUGCGCACCCCUCGCUAAAGUUCACUGCAGAGACCGAGGCAGAUAACGAACUUGCUUUUCUCGAUGUCCUUCUGCACAGGCAAGAGGAUGAAUCUAUCCAGCGCAGGGUGUUCCGAAAGAAAACCUGGACGGGACAAUACGUUGAUUUCCUCAGUUUUGUCCCCCUAAACAUCAAACGGAAUUUAAUCCAGGGAUUAGCGGCUAGAGUGAAACGCCUCUGCUCACCUGAAGCUAUUAAAGAAGAACUCCAACAGCUGCGGAAGACACUUCGAGAGAACGGAUACCCAGCUAGAUUUGUCCUCCGAAAUAUUGGGGAACGCGCCGAAAAGCCCACUGUUGCGACUGUGGAAAAGAAAGAUGUAUUCAUAAGAUUGCCUUUUGCAGGAGACGCAGAAAGCGAACUUGUCAGACAGCGCUUAACUACAGCUAUCACGAGGGCAUUCCCCGCGGCGAAUUUACGCGUAUGCUUCACAAACUCUCCCCUCCUACGUUUGAGGGAUACAGACAGACUACUGCUGGAGGCCACAUCAAUGUGCAUUUAUUCAUUCACUUGCUCUUGUGGAGCAUGAUUCAUCGGCCGCACAAGGGGACGCAUGGUAAAGAGGGUGCGUGAACAUAUGCCCGCCUGGCUAGACAGAGGUGAGAUCCGGUCGAUUUCGAGUUCUAGUCUCGCACAUUUAAUCGAUACGAAUCACCGAGUCGAUGCCAAGGAAGCAUUUCAGAUUGUCUACCGGACAUCAACAUGCUUGUCUAAAGGCCUACGCCAACGGAUACUAGCAACGGCCGAGGCAGUAACUAUACGGCUAGUGAAUCCGGUGUUAUGCUGUCAGAGAACCCGGACACAAGCGCUCUCUCUGCCGUGGCCAACGCCAACCCCAAGCGAUGACGACAUGCCACUUCAAUUCACUAAUUACAGUGAUGGGUACUCCGUGUACUCAAUCCAAGAACAUCACUCAAGGACUCUCUUACCCCCCUCCCCUAGCUCUGACGACUAACACCCGCCGACCUUGUGAUGCGGGCGGCGUGGGGAUGAUGAGUGUUAAUGACUUAAUAGCCCUUGAGCCAUCUAUAAAGACUGUGGAUUUUGUAAAUUUUCAUUCCUUCAUUGUUGGCCUGAUGAAGGAUUACCAAAAACACGUGUUUGCCAACUUGACUUUUCAAAUGAAAGUUAACAGGUUGUCGAAUGAAAUGAACGUCAAAUGUCCUGGGUAAAUUUCCUUUUAGUGGGUAUUAAGUAACAUAGGAUGUCGUUGUAAAUCGUCUGUUUCAAGCAGAAUUUCAACUAGCGGCGCUGUUUACAGCGUUUGUAUCUUGUAACAUACUCUUCCGAUAAGGCAUGACAGAGAAAACUUGUGAAACGACGUCAUUUUGGCCGAAACAUCACGCUGACAUUUUGAAUAGGCUCCAGAUAACGAUAAUUGUUUCCAACAUUCUUCUAUGACAUGAUGUACAAAGCACCUUGUGGGAUCCUCAAAACCGUUAAUUUCGUUUAAAAGGCGUUGAAAAUAACAUUCAGCCCCUAUGACGAAGGGGCUGAGGGCUCCGCGACAGUCAUUGGGUUGCAGCAAUUUUAAAAGAUUGGACCUACUACCAACUCUGCAAGGCUUAAAGUCAACACAGAAGCACAUGCUUUCCAGUUUACUACAGUUUUGUCUUAUUCACUCUUGCUUUUGCUUCUUUGAUUUGUUAUCAACAAGACAACUGAAAAGCCAGCCUCGACUUAUGAAGCACCCCGAAACGGCCGGUCAUAUUUUUUACUUUCAAGACCUCUCAAGUCUGGAUCAUGGGGUAUAAGGCAAGCAUACGCUAUAUGAUUUGCAGAUGUGAUUUCUGUGCAAUGAUUUACCGUACUAACAACACAGGUAUUAACUAAAAGCCCAGACACGCGUGUUUCGCCGAUCUUAUGCCGCUGCCUGACGCAGCUGCGAGGGGUUCGGCUCGUCAGUGGGUCCCCCAGCUUUCCCCGUGUGUUUUCUGGUAUAUGGACUCCAGUUUUAAUUUCCACGGAAAUUAAACAAGGCAAGUUGUGAUUUCGUUCAGCAAACAAAGAGACCAGCCCUUUCUGCAUGCAAACAGCAUAAUAGAUCGAACUAACGUAGGUAAAAAUCCAUCUUAGAUUACUUCAAAUAACGCGCAAUCAUACGUUUCCUUUUGUGUUUUUCUUCUUUUUACAGUGAUAAUGGAUGCAAGAAAUUACAGAUGGAUAAAAGCAUUUUCCACGGUCCUUCACGCUAGAGAUCUAUAUGGUUACCUUUUUCCCGACUCGCCUUUUAGCUAGAACCCACAUUUUGCAUUCAGUUGCAUCCGCAUAAGAACGCAAAACUUCAUGCAGCGAGAGCAGUAACAUGAUAACCAUAGUUUCUGGAUAUGUUUACAAUCGAAGAUGGCAUCCAAGUGCGCUUGAGAUACUGACUUAUACUGAACACAAUCCAAGGCAUGUCCACGAAAAGCAUCCCGGCCCUUGAUUCAAAACCGCUUUAAAUACCAGCUUGGAUCUCAUUCUGGGAGAGAUCACUCGUCAAGGUACGUGGACCAUUUUCGCGCAUUUCCAAUUUUUCAAAGCCAUCAAUCAGCGGGAUUUGAACACACGACUGCAAGCGCAAGGCUAGCGUACAGAUAGCGCUUUAGCCAAUUGGAUUAGUAGGCUCCGAUCGUGAGACGUAGGUUUUAUUCCAGUUUGGUCACGUCACUGAGACACGGGUUCAUUGUUGUGUAGAGGAGCACGCACCAAUCGCGUUACGGAAUUCACUCUUUCCGUUGUGCCUUGGGACUCCCUCACGAGCUUCGCCAACAGCCUCACAGGUGGCAGAUGGCUGGCUGAUGAUGGCGAACAGGCCAGGCAUGGCCAUUCAAGUCUCCCCUGUCUUUAUUGACUGUGCUAUUCUAAGAGUAUAGAAACCUUACGGGAUCUACGCAUUGGUCACCAGCGCCAUAAGUAAGGGCGUUUUGGUGGACCUCAGAUAAUCGGAAACGCAUUUGCCCACAGGGCAACAAUAGCCGCUCGGUGCCGGACAGUGGUACGAAAAACUUGCUGCGCACGCAAGAAACGACAUAGAUUUGGCGACCAAGCCACUUUCUUAGUAAAUACAGGCAUCUAUACUGGACGUGAGAACUGAUACUUUUAGCAGUUAUGCGGCAAUUGCAUUCUUUAAACAUCGAACCAUCCGGGUUCUCUUCGACUGCCACUAUUUGCUGCAGCCACAGCUGAGGACUUUAGGAGUGGGUCUGAAAUAGAAUUCCUAUCUUGCUGGGCGGCUCGCCUUUUUAAAUGUAACUGUGAACUGCUCUACAAGCAUUUUCAGGGCACAUUCUUAAGUCUUCAAUUGGUACUAAGUGCAUAUAUGUGCAGUGCUUUUUAGUAGAGAUAUGAAGUGUUUUUCCGCUCGAAGUGGUAAGAUAAUGAGUAAACAGCUCAGAACAGUAGGGUGGUGAUGUAGGCAGUCAGUAGUGGCUGGAAGUGGAUGUAAACAUAAAUAAGUAAAUACCGUGUGAGAAGAGAUCGCCGAAGGCGCAACUGUGAAGGGUCGAUUUGGCCGAUCCUUGGUCGCGAGCUUCGUUGACCAACUAAAACAGUUAAAAUUUCCCUUCAACAUGUCAAGCAAGCGUAUGACCUCAGUGCUGUGGUUAUGAUUUCACUCGAUCCAAUUCUUUCCGCCCGCCAGCUUGCUACCGACGACAACGAACGUUGUGCCAUAGAACACAUACAGUAAGUGGGAUUACUCACGAAAGGUCAACAGAAAUUCCGAAAUGUGUUACCGUUUUGAAAGGAUUAAUUAAAUAGUGUUGUAAAACCAAUCAUCAUGUAGCAUAGUACUAUAAUAAUUCAGUUAUCUCAGGGUGCCGGCUUUCGAACGAACUCCUUUACGACUGCAUGCAAAAACUAUACCCUUUGAAAAUGGCUACUAAAGUAGCAUGCAUUUUUUCAUUGAUUUUCGAUGCCCUUAAAGGUUCAAUUAUAUUUCAUGGAAAACACGCAGUAAAAUAUUCAUUCUUUUGCUCAUUCAGUAGAAAAUUAGGGCUUCCUUCAACUUUACCCUCGAAGGAAGGGUAAAAUUUGGUCUUAUAAAACUUUUCCAAUUCCCGAAUAAUUUUGAACCCGACCUGCCGUUACACUCGUAUUCAGGGUUCCCAAACUACAAGCCGUACAAUUUCCGCGUAGACAAAACCAUACAUUUCACUACGGUAUUAAGAGAAGACCAUAUGGGGUUCACAAAAUUAAGCAGUCCAUUUGAGCCACAUUGUUGACUUUACAAGCCUUAUUGGUAAAUGCAAAGAGAUGACGUUUUAUGAAGAGCCAUUUCACGGAAUGAAAACAUCUCACAAUUAGAAACUUUUUAAUACCGAAUUCUACCUUUCUUUCGAGUGUAAAAUUAAAGAAAGAUUUAAUUGGCUACUGAAUGAGCAAAGGAAUGAGUAUUUUACUGCGUGUUUUCCAUGAAAUAUAAGUAAAUCUUUAAGGGCAUCGAAAAUCAAUGAAAAAUGCCUGCUACUUAAGUAGUCAUUUUUACAAAUUUUAGUGUUUGCAUGCAGCCGGAAAGAAGUUUGUUCGAAAGCCGACACCCUGAAAUAACUGAAUUAUUAUAGGAUUAUGCUACAUGAUGAUUACUUUUGCAACACUAUUUAUUAAUCUUUUCGAAACGAAAACGCGUCUCGGAAUUUCGGUUGACAUUGCUUGAGUUAGCCCACCUACUGUACCACACAUAAUACAUAAGCAGCUCGCUAGGAUUGCAACAGGCCUAUGAUGCACUGAUGAUCGGUUACGACCAUGGAGCAACUGCCUGCGUCUGACCUGUUGCACUCCUAGGGAGCUGCUUACGUAUUAUAUGUGGCAUGUGUCUUAUGACCCGACGUUCGUUGUCGUCGGUAACAAGCUGGGGGCGGACAGAAUGGGAUCGAGUGAGAUCCUAACCGCAAUGGUGAGGGUUAAACGCUUACUUGUCACGUUUAUAUACCUCAUAUCAAAUGGCCUAUGACUUUCUGACGAUCGGUAACGACCGUAAACCAGCUGUCUGCGUCUGGCUUAUUACACUCUUAGUGAGCUGCUUAUGUAUUGCCCUUCAAGUCGACCUCAUAUCAUUCAAAUUCGUUGGUUAAAGCUGUCUGUUUUAGGCGAUAUUUGGUCUGAAGCUUCCCAGAGGUGAAAUACCGAAUGGUUACAGACAUUUCGAAACCAAAAUUUGGAUAAUUGGAACAAGUACGCCGACCGUUUGAUAAUUUUCUCUCUUAAAUGACCGAGAAUGUAUUGUUUAUGUUGUUUUUUUCAGAGGCUUUUAAGGCAAAGAGAAAAGAAUCUAUGAAGUUUUCGCAAUAGCUCUCAAAUAUUUCCAAAUAAUAUUCCUUGCAAAUGCAUUUUAUCUCUUGUACUGAGGUAAACCUGAAUUUGAUCUCUGUCCUACCUUUGAUUUUCUGGCAGAUUUGGAACGGUGAAAAUCUGUACAACUUUCGCGGUUUGUGGUUAGUUAAUUAAUUUUUUGUUUUAAUUCCAGAAUAAAUUCUUCUACUAUGCCAUGCCGGAAGAUGCUCUGUGUAACAGAACAUUAGACAUUUACGUCGACAGACGAUCAUGCUAUGGAGCGUAGUGAGCGGCGUUAUUAUAUAAUGGAUCUCUCUAUGACAGCUUUUGUGGAUGCGGAAUAACGGUUACAAGCCCUGAAUCGAAAUUUCUACAGUACAUAGCGUCUAUACGCCGCUAGAAUAUUAAGACUUCCGAUUUGUCAAUGCCAACCGAUGUUACUAAGAGUAUACGAGAUUUUUACCACCUCCUCGGGUUGCUGUUUUUUACUGCUAGAUGUUUGGAUCGAGUGGGAAAUUUACAAGCUGCCAAAUAUAAGUUUUUAUUGUCGCACUCCGAAGACUGAAUAGCAAGCACGCUGAUCUUAGGAGUCCUAGAAUGGAAACGUCGAUUACUCGUAUUGCCGUCCGACGCACCCCUGUAAUUCGGCGGACAGUUCGCUAGAGCCGAAUUUGGACAUUUGACAGUUCCAGGCCGUCCCAGUUUACUGGUUUAGUUGAUUUCUUAUUAGCGUAGUUUUCAAUAAGUUACAGUGUUCUUUAUGAAUAUUAAUGCAAAUCCUAUCUUUGGCAUGGAUAGCAAUUACAUUUAAACGAUUGUUGACGAUCACGUUUAUACCCAAACAUAUUUAUUGCAAACAUGCAUAAGGCACUGUUUUUUGCACUCAUCAUAUGGUAAUUUACAUCUUCGAAUUUCUACUCCAGUAAGGGAUGUUUUAGCUUACAAAUCAUGUCAGUGGGACAUUUCUUAAAAACCGUGAACUUUUCAUUCAAGUGACAUCUUAUCUGUUCGUCUAGUAAUGUCCCUUGCGAAGUAUGCAAUCUGGUGCAUACCCACCGUAAACUUCUUGAGCCUUAUAUGCUAUUUUUACAAUGAUAUGCAGAAAUGUAUGUCUUUCUUCAGGUAAAAAGCGCACAACUUGUACUUGUUGGGCCAUAAACGCACGUGCAAUGGCAGAUAGACUUCGAAAUUACUCCGGAAAUGAUAAGUUUUUAGAAUUGAAUGAUAUUAUUGUCUACAAUGACAGCAAGAAACACGCAUGAAGUUCAUACUGCUGAAGCAGCUAUGUUUGCCGAGUGGUAUUUCUGCAAGCGACCGGAAAGAGGCGUAUUCAAAUCCGGCAUUCUGAAAGGGCCAAAUUGUCAUGGAUUAAUACUGCACACGAUAGCCGAUGCUAGAAUAUUACCUAGACGAUCAUUUCUAAUAAAAAAUGCAUUCCAGAAUUUUGGUCAAAUUUCAGUAAAUUCGCGGCUCACUUUAAGGUGACGUCCUGUCCAAAAGAUGCGGGUAUGUCUGACAUUCUUAUUGAAGUCUAAACUGCAUUCUUCGAUUUUUGGGAUGAGAGUCUCAGUCUCUCUCCAAACAAAAGUAUUUGUGGUUUUUUGAUUGGAGUUAUGUGCCUCCGUAUAUUCGUCAGUUUGUACCGUAGAACCAGAAAACAUUCUGCAAAAUAUGCUGUGCAUCAAGCCGUCUCACAAAAGAUUUGCCUUUUCAGCAGUCACUCGAAGUGGAAGGCUUGGUUCAGAGAAAGUGAGAACCGUUUAUAGAAAGCAUCGCAUGUUUUGCUAGAUAUUCUGUUGCAUCUUGAGAAGUUGGCCUCAUCCAUGUUAUUUUCGAAAACUGCAAUCGACUUGUCAUUCCAGGUUCAUCAACACCCUAGCGAAAAACUAAUACAUUGCACCAAUGCGGACAGUGGGUUUUCGUUAACUUUCAACGCACACAGUUUUCCUCAGAGUUAGCUUGCUUUACAAACCUCCCUGAAAACGCAACUAUGGUUUCUGUGAAUUAGAAAAGCUCUGUUAUUGAAUAGUCCGAAGUCCGGCAUCCUCUACGAGCAUGCAGUGUAAAUCUACGCUCUAGUGGGUUUAGACUAGCCAUUUUUCUUGCAUGCUCUCCGUGCUUUUCCAUAGUGGACGAGCAGUUCCGAAAAUUUGUCUGCUACACCAAGACCCCUACCUCAACUUUGUAUGUCAUUUAGAGCUGUUAACUAGAGCUACCAAUUAACCUUGUUAACCGGAUAUUAUGCCUUUUUACAACCUCCGCUCACAUGUGCUUUCUAGCUUCUGUAAUGGAGCAGUGAUUUUACAACAUAUUGCAACGAAAAGGAGCGAUGCAUAGAGAGAGAGAAAGAAGAAACAGGAAGUAUACGUUGGCGUAGAACUGCAUAUGGACCACAUUUUGUAGUCCUGGUAUAAGGUCUCUGAAAUGCAGUAUGCUCCACAGAGGCGAUCUAAAAACACCGGUUUUAGCCGACACUUAAAGAGUAAAGGAUCAAAACAUAAACUAAAACCAAAGUGUGCUGUGAUUAGUAAUACGUUGCGUAAAAUUAGCUGAUGUUUGGGUGGAACUUAGUGUUAAAAAAGCGUAUUUUAUGGGCAAUUUAACCUAACUUUUUGUAUUUUAUGUGAGUGUGAGCAAAUACGUGGAAGAGAGAGUAAAAUACAUAGUUAGAAAAUUUUUUUCGUGAGAGUGUCUUAGGUUAACACUCAUAAUGUAACAUUCAUAGUACGCCGUUGGCCUCCAGCAGGUUGCUUGGUCUCGACCACCGUUUUCUUCAAUUUCCUUCAACCUUCUUUAAUGAAACACUCCCAAUUUUUGUGCAAUUUAUGAAGAUCGACUAUGUCUUCGGCACAUUUUCUCGUUUUCCUAUUUGCACAAACUAAGGUUUUUAGUACGGCCAUCACACGUGGUGGGGGUGGGUGUUAUAGCUUGCACGUGCGUUCAUGAGCAUAUGAUUUCUGGUUUACGAGCCCAAGUUUUAUUAUGCAAGAUUAUUAUUUUAUGAAGAGGAGAAGGAGGAAAAGGAUGAUGAUGAUGAUGAUGAUGAUGAUGAUGAGGAGGAGGAGGAGGAGGAGGAGAAGAAGAAGAAGGAGGGGGAGGAGGAGGAGGAGGAGGAGGGGAGGGAGGAGGAGGAGGAGGUAGGCGAUCAUUGA
This is a messenger RNA of Spirometra erinaceieuropaei, 8578 nucleotides long. The record is from the annotation of a GenBank genome assembly. NCBI's taxonomy places the organism in Eukaryota, Metazoa, Platyhelminthes, Cestoda, Diphyllobothriidea, Diphyllobothriidae.